AUGCCAGAGAUCACGCUCCUCUACUUUGCCGCCGUCCGCACCUCGCUCCCCUCCGAGCCGGCCUCGCAAGUCGUGCGCCUCCCCGACUCGCCCUCGCCCUUGCCGCUGUCGAGCCUGCGCCACUACCUCGUCGACGAGGUGCAUCGCGGCAACGACGACUUUGCGCGCGUGCUCGAGCGGUGUGCGUGGAGCGUCGACGAGGAGAUGGUCGACGACGACGAUGAGGGCGUCGCUCUCAAGGGCGGCGAGGUCGUGUGCCCGAUCCCGCCCGUGAGCGGCGGCUGAGCGAGCGGUGCGCGAGGGUGGACGAGAAACGCGCUGGUACAACAACGAGGGCACGGCGCUACAACCCACCUCCCCCCUCAAGCCGCCUUCGCCCUCUUGGCCGCGCGCCGCUCCUCGACCUCCCUCCUCUUGUCCUCGAUCCGCCUCUUCCUCUCGUCCCUCUCGCGCUCCCUCUCGCGCUUGACCCUGUCCCCCUCGACCUCGCGCUCGCGCCUCUUCCUCUCCGUCUCGG
This is a messenger RNA of Rhodotorula graminis WP1, 517 nucleotides long. RefSeq lists its product as uncharacterized. Bases 1 to 285 code for a protein of 94 amino acids. Lineage: Eukaryota; Fungi; Basidiomycota; Microbotryomycetes; Sporidiobolales; Sporidiobolaceae. The transcript has 2 exons. The record is from RefSeq and is a predicted model, not a curated record.